This is a messenger RNA of Dioscorea cayenensis subsp. rotundata (Guinea yam), 1304 nucleotides long. RefSeq lists its product as uncharacterized. The record is from RefSeq and is a predicted model, not a curated record. The transcript is spliced from 3 exons. The coding region runs from base 178 to 1104 and encodes 308 amino acids. Lineage: Eukaryota; Viridiplantae; Streptophyta; Magnoliopsida; Dioscoreales; Dioscoreaceae.
GGUCUCUGAUCCCCUGCUUCGCUAUCUCUCACUCUCACAGAGAGAGAGAGAGAGAGAGAGAGAUCGGUUUAGGGUUUUUCGAUCACUCUUCUUCUCAAUUGCAAUCUAUUGGAGUAAAGGGCAUUACAAUAGGCACAUCUCCGGCCACCGAUUUAGUUAAUUCUUAGAAGAAAAGGGAUGUUGUUCGAAUCUUUGAACUUGCAGGAGCUGCAAUUAAAUGUUAAUUGGGAAGACGUGGUUUGUCCCGUAUGUUUGGAGUUCCCACACAAUGCUGUCUUACUCCAUUGCUCAUCAUACGACAAAGGUUGCCGUCCUUUUAUGUGUGACACUGACCAUUCUCACUCUAACUGCCUUGAUCGGUUUAAAACCACACAUGGACUGCCUACAGCUUUCGAGCCAUCUUCGUCCCCAAGUGAUUCACUUGAGGAGAUAGUUCAGCUGAAUCCAACAACUGUCGGCAGCUUUCCGAUCUGUCCGCUCUGUAGAGGAGAGGUGAAAGGAUGGGUUGUGGUUAAUGAAGCUCGCGUGUACUUGAACAUGAAGGAAAGAUGCUGCCAAGAGAAAGAGUGCUCAUUCGUCGGUAACUACAUGGAAUUGCAAGUGCACACCAAGCAAAACCAUCCGAAUGCACGUCCAUCAGAGAUCGACCCUGCAAGAAAACUUGAAUGGGAAAAUUUCCAGCAAUCAACCGAGUUAAUAGAUGUCCUAAGCACCAUACAUUCCGAGGUUCCUCAUGGUUUGGUGUUGGGUGAUUAUGUAGUGGAGUAUCUGAAUGAUUCCGGUGACGACUACGAUGACUUUGGCGAUGACGGCAACUGGUGGACCUCCUGCAUUUUCUAUCACAUGUUUGAAAAUUUCCGGGUUUGCGGUAACCGGCAGAGAAGAUCAAGAACUAGUGACAACAGGAAUCAUCACAUACAAAGAUCAAGGUAUGAUGCUUCAAUCACAGAUGAAGGCUCUACAUCAUCAGUUGAGGUUGUUGAGAGUAGGUUUGAUGAAAUCGAUGGUGACGAGGAGGUUGUAGUAGGGAGCAGUGGCGGCAGUGCGGUCUCUGGAGGAAGCGCCAACCACCGCAGUUAUCGGAGGCGGAGAUCUCAGAUGUAGGACCAGAAGCAGCAACUAGAGCUUUGGGAGACUUUUUGAGCUUCAUUUUGUGCACCCAUAAUACAACUGCUUCUCCAUGAUAAUAAAUUGGGCAAAGCAUGCCUUCUCUACUCUGUUGUUAUUCUGUCUUAUAUUCAUAUAAUGUUCACAAAUGCAAUUCUUAAAUUGGAAAUGCUAACUAAGGUAAUUGGCAAGAGUUA